Molecule: messenger RNA, 616 nt
Organism: Temnothorax curvispinosus
Lineage: Eukaryota; Metazoa; Arthropoda; Insecta; Hymenoptera; Formicidae
Exons: 1
Source: RefSeq, a predicted model, not a curated record
UGAAGAUAAGGAAAAUUUUCCCAUAAAAGACAAAAGUCAAGAGAUAACGCAGUUUUCCGAGCCACAACAGUCAUUGUCUUCUCAAAAUUAUCAUUGCAGCAAAUUCGAAGAUAAUAACUCACCAAAAGAAAGCUUAAACAACAAUAAUGACAAUUACAAUGAUAACAAUAACAAAUCUUUAACAAAAAUAACAACUGCAUUAGAAACACCAAUCAAUGUAGUCAACAACGCAUCACACAUUCCUGUAACGCCAAUUUGUAAUGACAAUCAGAAUGAUAACAAUAACAAAUCUUUAACAAAAAUAACAACUGCACUAGAAACACCAAUCAAUGUAGUCAACAACGCAUCACACGUUCCUGUAACGCCAAUUUCAAAAUCGAUUACCAUAAAAGGAGGUGUUAAAAGAUCUGCUUCACAAAGAUAUAACAAAUCAAUAGAACAAACUGAAAAGUUGGCGAACAUUUCGCAGAUAGAUAGCACAAUACGAAAAUCGUAUUACAAAAAAAAAUUAAAACUUUAUAAGAAGGAGUUAGCUCUGAAAGAAAGAGACGUCAUUGCCAAAGAAAAUAUAUGCACAUUACUGAAGCAAUUUGUGAAAAAAGCAAAUAAUAACUAA